Molecule: messenger RNA, 11822 nt
Organism: Podarcis lilfordi (Lilford's wall lizard)
Lineage: Eukaryota; Metazoa; Chordata; Lepidosauria; Squamata; Lacertidae
Source: the annotation of a GenBank genome assembly
AUGGUGGCAGGAGAGUUGAUUCUCCAGAAAAGGUUUGCUCCGUGGAAGAAGACAAGAAGGUCAGUUUCACAAUGAACAUACAAGCUGAAGGAACUGAAGUUUCCAUGAAGAGGUUAGUCGGCGACAUCAAGGCUUUCCUUACCGAGGAAAAGGAAAUCACAGAAUAUUCUCUGAAUGUCGAAGGCCAAAGAAUCCCUGGGCAACCCAACUCAGCAGAACAGCGGAUCCGAUUUACUCUGCAUAUAAAAGGGCAAGGGAUGGAAUCAGCUCUUAAGAGAUUACUGAAAAAGACCAAGUUUCUUGUCCUAGGCCAAAAGGAAUUCCGUAAUAUUUCAAUGAACAUAAAAGGCCCAGGAAUUAGUCCUUCCACCUACAGUUUAAUACAAGAGAUCAAUGUUUUCCUAAAAGAAGAACGUGGAGGGACCGAGGUUUCCCCCGAGGAAGAAGACAAGAAGGUCAGCUUCACACUGAACAUACAAGCUGAAGGAACUGAAGUUUCCACGAAGAGGUUAGUCGGCGACAUCAAGGCUUUCCUUACCGAGGAAAAGGAAAUCACAGAAUAUUCGCUGAAUGUAAGAGGCCAAGAAAUCCCUGGGCAACCCAACUCAGCAGAACAGCGGAUCCGAUUUACUCUGCAUAUAAAAGGGCAAGGGAUGGAAUCAGCUCUUAAGAGAUUAGUGAAAAAGACCAGGUUUCUUCUCCUAGCCCAAAAGGAAUUCCGAAAUAUUUCAAUGAACAUAAAAGGCCCAGGAAUUAGUCCUUCCACCUACAGUUUAAUACAAGAGAUCAAUGUUUUCCUAAAAGAAGAACGUGGAGGGACCGAGGUUUCCCCCGAGGAAGAAGACAAGAAGGUCAGCUUCACACUGAACAUACAAGCUGAAGGAACUGAAGUUUCCACGAAGAGGUUAGUCGGCGACAUCAAGGCUUUCCUUACCGAGGAAAAGGAAAUCACAGAAUAUUCGCUGAAUGUAAGAGGCCAAGAAAUCCCUGGGCAACCCAACUCAGCAGAACAGCGGAUCCGAUUUACUCUGCAUAUAAAAGGGCAAGGGAUGGAAUCAGCUCUUAAGAGAUUACUGAAAAUGACCAGGUUUCUUGUCCUGGUCCGAAAGGAAUUCCGUAAUAUUUCAAUGAACAUAAAAGGCCCAGGAAUUAGUCCUUCCACCCACAGUUUAAUUCAAGAGAUCAAUGUUUUCCUAAAAGAAGAACGUGGAGGGACUGAGGUUUACCCCGAGGAAGAAGACAAGAAUGUCAGCUUCACACUGAACAUACAAGCUGAAGGAACUGAAGAUUCCACGAAGAGGUUAGUCGGCGACAUCAAGGCUUUCCUUACCGAGGAAAAGGAAAUCACAGCAUAUUCGCUGAAUGUAAGAGGCCAAGGAAUCCCUGGGCAACCCAACUCAGCAGAACAGCGGAUCCGAUUUACUCUGCAUAUAAAAGGGCAAGGGAUGGAAUCAGCUCUUAAGAGAUUACUGAAAAUGACCAGGUUUCUUGUCCUGGUCCGAAAGGAAUUCCGUAAUAUUUCAAUGAACAUAAAAGGCCCAGGAAUUAGUCCUUCCACCCACAGUUUAAUUCAAGAGAUCAAUGUUUUCCUAAAAGAAGAACGUGGAGGGACUGAGGUUUACCCCGAGGAAGAAGACAAGAAUGUCAGCUUCACACUGAACAUACAAGCUGAAGGAACUGAAGAUUCCACGAAGAGGUUAGUCGGCGACAUCAAGGCUUUCCUUACCGAGGAAAAGGAAAUCACAGCAUAUUCGCUGAAUGUAAGAGGCCAAGGAAUCCCUGGGCAACCCAACUCAGCAGAACAGCGGAUCCGAUUUACUCUGCAUAUAAAAGGGCAAGGGAUGGAAUCAGCUCUUAAGAGAUUACUGAAAAAGACCAGGUUUCUUGUCCUAGGCCAAAAGGAAUUCCGUAAUAUUUCAAUGAACAUACAAGGCCCAGGAAUUAGUCCUUCCACCUACAGUUUAAUUCAAGAGAUCAAUGUUUUCCUAAAAGAAAAACGUGGAGGGACUGAGGUUUCCCCCGAGGAAGAAGACAAGAAUGUCAGCUUCACACUGAACAUACAAGCUGAAGGAACUGAAGAUUCCACGAAGAGGUUAGUCGGCGACAUCAAGGCUUUCCUUACCGAGGAAAAGGAAAUCACAGCAUAUUCGCUGAAUGUAAGAGGCCAAGGAAUCCCUGGGCAACCCAACUCAGCAGAACAGCGGAUCCGAUUUACUCUGCAUAUAAAAGGGCAAGGGAUGGAAUCAGCUCUUAAGAGGUUACUCGAAAAGAUUAGGUUUCUUGUCCUAGCCCAAAAGGAAUUGCGAAAUAUUUCAAUGAACAUAAAAGGCCCAGAAAUUAGUCCUUCCACCUACAGUUUAAUACAAGAGAUCAAUGUUUUCCUAAAAGAAGAACGUGGAGGGACCGAGGUUUCCCCCGAGGAAGAAGACAAGAAGGUCAGCUUCACACUGAACAUACAAGCUGAAGGUACUGAAGUUUCCACGAAGAGGUUAGUCGGCGACAUCAAGGCUUUCCUUACCGAGGAAAAGGAAAUCACAGAAUAUUCUCUGAAUGUCGAAGGCCAAGGAAUUCCUCGGCAACCCAACUCAGCAGAACAGUGGAUCCCAUUUACUCUGCAUAUAAAAGGGCAAGGGAUGGAAUCAGCUCUUAAGAGAUUACUGAAAAUGACCAGGUUUCUUGUCCUGGUCCGAAAGGAAUUGCGUAAUAUUUCAAUGAACAUAAAAGGCCCAGGAAUUAGUCCUUCCACCUACAGUUUAAUACAAGAGAUCAAUGUUUUCCUAAAAGAAGAACGUGGAGGGACCGAGGUUUCCCCCGAGGAAGAAGACAAGAAGGUCAGCUUCACACUGAACAUACAAGCUGAAGGUACUGAAGUUUCCACGAAGAGGUUAGUCGGCGACAUCAAGGCUUUCCUUACCGAGGAAAAGGAAAUCACAGCAUAUUCGCUGAAUGUAAGAGGCCAAGGAAUCCCUGGGCAACCCAACUCAACAGAAGAGCGAAUCCGAUUUACUCUGCAUAUAAAAGGGCAAGGGAUGGAAUCAGCUCUUAAGAGGUUACUCGAAAAGACUAGGUUUCUUCUCCUAGCCCAAAAGGAAUUGCGAAAUAUUUCAAUGAACAUAAAAGGCCCAGAAAUUAGUCCUUCCACCUACAGUUUAAUACAAGAGAUCAAUGUUUUCCUAAAAGAAGAACGUGGAGGGACCGAGGUUUCCCCCGAGGAAGAAGACAAGAAGGUCAGCUUCACACUGAACAUACAAGCUGAAGGUACUGAAGUUUCCACGAAGAGGUUAGUCGGCGACAUCAAGGCUUUCCUUACCGAGGAAAAGGAAAUCACAGAAUAUUCUCUGAAUGUCGAAGGCCAAGGAAUUCCUCGGCAACCCAACUCAGCAGAACAGUGGAUCCCAUUUACUCUGCAUAUAAAAGGGCAAGGGAUGGAAUCAGCUCUUAAGAGGUUACUCGAAAAGACUAGGUUUCUUCUCCUAGCCCAAAAGGAAUUGCGUAAUAUUUCAAUGAACAUAAAAGGCCCAGAAAUUAGUCCUUCCACCAACAGUUUAAUACAAGAGAUCAAUGUUUUCCUAAAAGAAGAACGUGGAGGGACCGAGGUUUCCCCCGAGGAAGAAGACAAGAAGGUCAGCUUCACACUGAACAUACAAGCUGAAGGAACUGAAGUUUCCACGAAGAGGUUAGUCGGCGACAUCAAGGCUUUCCUUACCGAGGAAAAGGAAAUCACAGAAUAUUCGCUGAAUGUAAGAGGCCAAGAAAUCCCUGGGCAACCCAACUCAGCAGAACAGCGGAUCCGAUUUACUCUGCAUAUAAAAGGGCAAGGGAUGGAAUCAGCUCUUAAGAGAUUACUGAAAAUGACCAGGUUUCUUGUCCUGGUCCGAAAGGAAUUCCGUAAUAUUUCAAUGAACAUAAAAGGCCCAGGAAUUAGUCCUUCCACCCACAGUUUAAUUCAAGAGAUCAAUGUUUUCCUAAAAGAAGAACGUGGAGGGACUGAGGUUUACCCCGAGGAAGAAGACAAGAAUGUCAGCUUCACACUGAACAUACAAGCUGAAGGAACUGAAGAUUCCACGAAGAGGUUAGUCGGCGACAUCAAGGCUUUCCUUACCGAGGAAAAGGAAAUCACAGCAUAUUCGCUGAAUGUAAGAGGCCAAGGAAUCCCUGGGCAACCCAACUCAGCAGAACAGCGGAUCCGAUUUACUCUGCAUAUAAAAGGGCAAGGGAUGGAAUCAGCUCUUAAGAGAUUACUCGAAAAGAUUAGGUUUCUUGUCCUAGCCCAAAAGGAAUUGCGAAAUAUUUCAAUGAACAUAAAAGGCCCAGAAAUUAGUCCUUCCACCAACAGUUUAAUACAGGAGAUCAAUGUUUUCCUAAAAGAAGAACGUGGAGGGACGGAGGUUUCCCCCGAGGAAGAAGACAAGGAGGUCAGCUUCACACUGAAAAUACAAGCUGAAGGUACUGAAGUUUCCACGAAGAGGUUAGUCGGCGACAUCAAGGCUUUCCUUACCGAGGAAAAGGAAAUCAAAAAAUAUUCUCUGAAUGUCGAAGGCCAAGGAAUUCCUUGGCAACCCAACUCAGCAGAACAGCGGAUCCGAUUUACUCUGCAUAUAAAAGGGCAAGGGAUGGAAUCAGCUCUUAAGAGGUUACUCGAAAAGACUAGGUUUCUUCUCCUAGCCCAAAAGGAAUUGCGCAAUAUUUCAAUGAACAUAAAAGGCCCAGAAAUUAGUCCUUCCACCAACAGUUUAAUACAAGAGAUCAAUGUUUUCCUAAAAGAAGAACGUGGAGGGACUGAGGUUUCCCCCGAGGAAGAAGACAAGAAGGUCAGCUUCACACUGAACAUACAAGCUGAAGGAACUGAAGUUUCCACGAAGAGGUUAGUCGGUGACAUCAAGGCUUUCCUUACCGAGGAAAAGGAAAUCACAGCAUAUUCGCUGAAUGUAAGAGGCCAAGACAUCCCUGGGCAACCCAACUCAGCAGAACAGCGGAUCCGAUUUACUCUGCAUAUAAAAGGGCAAGGGAUGGAAUCAGCUCUUAAGAGGUUACUCGAAAAGACUAGGUUUCUUGUCCUAGCCCAAAAGGAAUUCAGAACUAUUUCAAUGAACAUAAAAGGCCCAGGAAUUAGUCCUUCCACCUACAGUUUAAUACAAGAGAUCAAUGUUUUCCUAAAAGAAGAACGUGGAGGGACCGAGGUUUCCCCCGAGGAAGAAGACAAGAAGGUCAGCUUCACACUGAACAUACAAGCUGAAGGUACUGAAGUUUCCACGAAGAGGUUAGUCGGCGACAUCAAGGCUUUCCUUACCGAGGAAAAGGAAAUCACAAAAUAUUCUCUGAAUGUCGAAGGCCAAGGAAUCCCUGGGCAACCCAACUCAGCAGAACAGCGGAUCCGAUUUACUCUGCAUAUAAAAGGGCAAGGGAUGGAAUCAGCUCUUAAGAGGUUACUCGAAAAGAUUAGGUUUCUUGUCCUAGCCCAAAAGGAAUUGCGAAAUAUUUCAAUGAACAUAAAGGCCCAGAAAUUAGUCCUUCCACCAACAGUUUAAUACAAGAGAUCAAUGUUUUCCUAAAAGAAGAACGUGGAGGGACCGAGGUUUCCCCCGAGGAAGAAGACAAGAAGGUCAGCUUCACACUGAACAUACAAGCUGAAGGUACUGAAGUUUCCACGAAGAGGUUAGUCGGCGACAUCAAGGCUUUCCUUACCGAGGAAAAGGAAAUCACAGAAUAUUCUCUGAAUUUCGAAGGCCAAGGCAUUCCUGGGCAACCCAACUCAGCAGAACAGCGGAUCCGAUUUACUCUGCAUCUAAAAGGGCAAGGGAUGGAAUCAGCUCUUAAGAGAUUACUGAAAAUGACCAGGUUUCUUGUCCUGGUCCAAAAGGAAAUGCGUAAUAUUUCAAUGAACAUAAAAGGCCCAGGAAUUAGUCCUUCCACCUACAGUUUAAUACAAGAGAUCAAUGUUUUCCUAAAAGAAGAACGUGGAGGGACCGAGGUUUCCCCCGAGGAAGAAGACAAGAAUGUCAGCUUCACACUGAACAUACAAGCUGAAGGAACUGAAGUUUCCACGAAGAGGUUAGUCGGCGACAUCAAGGCUUUCCUUACCGAGGAAAAGGAAAUCACAGAAUAUUCGCUGAAUGUAAGAGGCCAAGAAAUCCCUGGGCAACCCAACUCAGCAGAACAGCGGAUCCGAUUUACUCUGCAUAUAAAAGGGCAAGGGAUGGAAUCAGCUCUUAAGAGAUUACUCGAAAAUGACCAGGUUUCUUGUCCUGGUCCGAAAGGAAUUCCGUAAUAUUUCAAUGAACAUAAAAGGCCCAGGAAUUAGUCCUUCCACCCACAGUUUAAUUCAAGAGAUCAAUGUUUUCCUAAAAGAAGAACGUGGAGGGACUGAGGUUUACCCCGAGGAAGAAGACAAGAAUGUCAGCUUCACACUGAACAUACAAGCUGAAGGAACUGAAGAUUCCACGAAGAGGUUAGUCGGCGACAUCAAGGCUUUCCUUACCGAGGAAAAGGAAAUCACAGCAUAUUCGCUGAAUGUAAGAGGCCAAGGAAUCCCUGGGCAACCCAACUCAGCAGAACAGCGGAUCCGAUUUACUCUGCAUAUAAAAGGGCAAGGGAUGGAAUCAGCUCUUAAGAGAUUACUGAAAAAGACCAAGUUUCUUGUCCUAGGCCAAAAGGAAUUCCGUAAUAUUUCAAUGAACAUACAAGGCCCAGGAAUUAGUCCUUCCACCUACAGUUUAAUUCAAGAGAUCAAUGUUUUCCUAAAAGAAAAACGUGGAGGGACUGAGGUUUCCCCCGAGGAAGAAGACAAGAAUGUCAGCUUCACACUGAACAUACAAGCUGAAGGAACUGAAGAUUCCACGAAGAGGUUAGUCGGCGACAUCAAGGCUUUCCUUACCGAGGAAAAGGAAAUCACAGCAUAUUCGCUGAAUGUAAGAGGCCAAGGAAUCCCUGGGCAACCCAACUCAGCAGAACAGCGGAUCCGAUUUACUCUGCAUAUAAAAGGGCAAGGGAUGGAAUCAGCUCUUAAGAGAUUACUCGAAAAGACCAGGUUUCUUCUCCUAGCCCAAAAGGAAUUCCGAACUAUUUCAAUGAACAUAAAAGGCCCAGUAAUUAGUCCUUCCACCAACAGUUUAAUACAAGAGAUCAAUGUUUUCCUAAAAGAAGAACGUGGAGGGACCGAGGUUUCCCCCGAGGAAGAAGACAAGAAGGUCAGCUUCACACUGAACAUACAAGCUGAAGGUACUGAAGUUUCCACGAAGAGGUUAGUCGGCGACAUCAAGGCUUUCCUUACCGAGGAAAAGGAAAUCACAAAAUAUUCUCUGAAUGUCAAAGGCCAAGGAAUCCCUGAGCAACCCAACUCAGCAGAACAGCGGAUCCGAUUUACUCUGCAUAUAAAAGGGCAAGGGAUGGAAUCAGCUCUUAAGAGGUUACUCGAAAAGACUAGGUUUCUUCUCCUAGCCCAAAAGGAAUUCCGUAAUAUUUCAAUGAACAUAAAAGGCCCAGAAAUUAGUCCUUCCACCUACAGUUUAAUACAAGAGAUCAAUGUUUUCCUAAAAGAAGAACGUGGAGGGACCGAGGUUUCCCCCGAGGAAGAAGACAAGAAGGUCAGCUUCACACUGAACAUACAAGCUGAAGGUACUGAAGUUUCCACGAAGAGAUUAGUCGGCGACAUCAAGGCUUUCCUUACCGAGGAAAAGGAAAUCACAGCAUAUUCUCUGAAUGUCGAAGGCCAAGGAAUCCCUGAGCAACCCAACUCAGCAGAACAGCGGAUCCGAUUUACUCUGCAUAUAAAAGGGCAAGGGAUGGAAUCAGCUCUUAAGAGGUUACUCGAAAAGACUAGGUUUCUUGUCCUAGCCCAAAAGGAAUUGCGUAAUAUUUCAAUGAACGUAAAAGGCCCAGAAAUUAGUCCUUCCACCAACAGUUUAAUACAAGAGAUCAAUGUUUUCCUAAAAGAAGAACGUGGAGGGACCGAGGUUUCCCCCGAGGAAGAAGACAAGAAGGUCAGCUUCACACUGAACAUACAAGCUGAAGGAACUGAAGUUUCCACGAAGAGGUUAGUCGGCGACAUCAAGGCUUUCCUUACCGAGGAAAAGGAAAUCACAGAAUAUUCGCUGAAUGUAAGAGGCCAAGAAAUCCCUGGGCAACCCAACUCAGCAGAACAGCGGAUCCGAUUUACUCUGCAUAUAAAAGGGCAAGGGAUGGAAUCAGCUCUUAAGAGAUUACUCGAAAAGACCAGGUUUCUUCUCCUAGCCCAAAAGGAAUUCCGAAAUAUUUCAAUGAACAUAAAAGGCCCAGGAAUUAGUCCUUCCACCUACAGUUUAAUUCAAGAGAUCAAUGUUUUCCUAAAAGAAAAACGUGGAGGGACUGAGGUUUCCCCCGAGGAAGAAGACAAGAAUGUCAGCUUCACACUGAACAUACAAGCUGAAGGAACUGAAGUUUCCACGAAGAGGUUAGUCGGCGACAUCAAGGCUUUCCUUACCGAGGAAAAGGAAAUCACAGCAUAUUCGCUGAAUGUAAGAGGCCAAGGAAUCCCUGGGCAACCCAACUCAGCAGAACAGCGGAUCCGAUUUACUCUGCAUAUAAAAGGGCAAGGGAUGGAAUCAGCUCUUAAGAGGUUACUCGAAAAGACUAGGUUUCUUGUCCUAGCCCAAAAGGAAUUCGAAAUAUUUCAAUGAACAUAAAAGGCCCAGGAAUUAGUCCUUCCACCUACAGUUUAAUACAAGAGAUCAAUGUUUUCCUAAAAGAAAAACGUGGAGGGACUGAGGUUUCCCCCGAGGAAGAAGACAAGAAUGUCAGCUUCACACUGAACAUACAAGCUGAAGGAACUGAAGAUUCCACGAAGAGGUUAGUCGGCGACAUCAAGGCUUUCCUUACCGAGGAAAAGGAAAUCACAGCAUAUUCGCUGAAUGUAAGAGGCCAAGGAAUCCCUGGGCAACCCAACUCAGCAGAACAGCGGAUCCGAUUUACUCUGCAUAUAAAAGGGCAAGGGAUGGAAUCAGCUCUUAAGAGAUUACUCGAAAAGACUAGGUUUCUUGUCCUAGCCCAAAAGGAAUUCCGAAAUAUUUCAAUGAACAUAAAAGGCCCAGGAAUUAGUCCUUCCACCUACAGUUUAAUACAAGAGAUCAAUGUUUUCCUAAAAGAAGAACGUGGAGGGACGGAGGUUUCCCCCGAGGAAGAGGACAAGAAGGUCAGCUUCACACUGAACAUACAAGCUGAAGGUACUGAAGUUUCCACGAAGAGGUUAGUCGGCGACAUCAAGGCUUUCCUUACCGAGGAAAAGGAAAUCACAAAAUAUUCUCUGAAUGUCGAAGGCCAAGGAAUUCCUGGGCAACCCAACUCAGCAGAACAGCGGAUCCGAUUUACUCUGCAUAUAAAAGGGCAAGGGAUGGAAUCAGCUCUUAAGAGAUUACUCGAAAAGACCAGGUUUCUUCUCCUAGCCCAAAAGGAAUUGCGAAAUAUUUCAAUGAACAUAAAAGGCCCAGGAAUUAGUCCUUCCACCAACAGUUUAAUACAAGAGAUCAAUGUUUUCCUAAAAGAAGAACGUGGAGGGACUGAGGUUUCCCCCGAGGAAGAAGACAAGAAGGUCAGCUUCACACUGAACAUACAAGCUGAAGGAACUGAAGUUUCCACGAAGAGGUUAGUCGGCGACAUCAAGGCUUUCCUUACCGAGGAAAAGGAAAUCACAGCAUAUUCGCUGAAUGUAAGAGGCCAAGAAAUCCCUGGGCAACCCAACUCAGCAGAACAGCAGAUCCGAUUUACUCUGCAUAUAAAAGGGCAAGGGAUGGAAUCAGCUCUUAAGAGGUUACUCGAAAAGACUAGGUUUCUUGUCCUAGCCCAAAAGGAAUUCCGAAAUAUUUCAAUGAACAUAAAAGGCCCAGGAAUUAGUCCUUCCACCUACAGUUUAAUACAAGAGAUCAAUGUUUUCCUAAAAGAAGAACGUGGAGGGACCGAGGUUUCCCCCGAGGAAGAAGACAAGAAGGUCAGCUUCACACUGAACAUACAAGCUGAAGGUACUGAAGUUUCCACGAAGAGGUUAGUCGGCGACAUCAAGGCUUUCCUUACCGAGGAAAAGGAAAUCACAAAAUAUUCGCUGAAUGUAAGAGGCCAAGGAAUCCCUGGGCAACCCAACUCAGCAGAACAGCGGAUCCGAUUUACUCUGCAUAUAAAAGGGCAAGGGAUGGAAUCAGCUCUUAAGAGGUUACUCGAAAAGACUAGGUUUCUUGUCCUAGCCCAAAAGGAAUUCCGAAAUAUUUCAAUGAACAUAAAAGGCCCAGAAAUUAGUCCUUCCACCAACAGUUUAAUACAAGAGAUCAAUGUUUUCCUAAAAGAAGAACGUGGAGGGACCGAGGUUUCCCCCGAGGAAGAAGACAAGAAGGUCAGCUUCACACUGAACAUACAAGCUGAAGGUACUGAAGUUUCCACGAAGAGGUUAGUCGGCGACAUCAAGGCUUUCCUUACCGAGGAAAAGGAAAUCACAGAAUAUUCUCUGAAUUUCGAAGGCCAAGGAAUUCCUCGGCAACCCAACUCAGCAGAACAGUAGAUCCGAUUUACUCUGCAUAUAAAAGGGCAAGGGAUGGAAUCAGCUCUUAAGAGAUUACUGAAAAUGACCAGGUUUCUUGUCCUAGCCCAAAAGGAAUUCCGAAAUAUUUCAAUGAACAUAAAAGGCCCAGGAAUUAGUCCUUCCACCUACAGUUUAAUACAAGAGAUCAAUGUUUUCCUAAAAGAAGAACGUGGAGGGACCGAGGUUUCCCCCGAGGAAGAAGACAAGAAGGUCAGCUUCACACUGAACAUACAAGCUGAAGGAACUGAAGUUUCCACGAAGAGGUUAGUCGGCGACAUCAAGGCUUUCCUUACCGAGGAAAAGGAAAUCACAGAAUAUUCGCUGAAUGUAAGAGGCCAAGGAAUCCCUGGGCAACCCAACUCAGCAGAACAGCGGAUCCGAUUUACUCUGCAUAUAAAAGGGCAAGGGAUGGAAUCAGCUCUUAAGAGAUUAAUCGAAAAUGACCAGGUUUCUUGUCCUGGUCCGAAAGGAAUUCCGUAAUAUUUCAAUGAACAUAAAAGGCCCAGGAAUUAGUCCUUCCACCCACAGUUUAAUUCAAGAGAUCAAUGUUUUCCUAAAAGAAGAACGUGGAGGGACUGAGGUUUCCCCCGAGGAAGAAGACAAGAAUGUCAGCUUCACACUGAACAUACAAGCUGAAGGAACUGAAGAUUCCACGAAGAGGUUAGUCGGCGACAUCAAGGCUUUCCUUACCGAGGAAAAGGAAAUCACAGCAUAUUCGCUGAAUGUAAGAGGCCAAGGAAUCCCUGGGCAACCCAACUCAGCAGAACAGCGGAUCCGAUUUACUCUGCAUAUAAAAGGGCAAGGGAUGGAAUCAGCUCUUAAGAGAUUACUCGAAAAGACCAGGUUUCUUGUCCUAGCCCAAAAGGAAUUCCGAAAUAUUUCAAUGAACAUAAAAGGCCCAGGAAUUAGUCCUUCCACCUACAGUUUAAUUCAAGAGAUCAAUGUUUUCCUAAAAGAAAAACGUGGAGGGACUGAGGUUUCCCCCGAGGAAGAAGACAAGAAUGUCAGCUUCACACUGAACAUACAAGCUGAAGGAACUGAAGAUUCCACGAAGAGGUUAGUCGGCGACAUCAAGGCUUUCCUUACCGAGGAAAAGGAAAUCACAGCAUAUUCGCUGAAUGUAAGAGGCCAAGGAAUCCCUGGGCAACCCAACUCAGCAGAACAGCGGAUCCGAUUUACUCUGCAUAUAAAAGGGCAAGGGAUGGAAUCAGCUCUUAAGAGGUUACUCGAAAAGACUAGGUUUCUUCUCCUAGCCCAAAAGGAUUUCGAAAUAUAUAAAUGA